AUGGCCCUAGUACACACCACAAUUUUCUCAUGGUACCGCCCACCUGAUGUCCUGCUCGGCUCCACUGAAUAUUCGACGCACAUCGAUAUGUGGGGUGUCGGGUGCAUUUUCUUCGAGAUGGCGACUGGUUGGCCGUUGUUCCCUGCUUCUACCGUACAGGAAGAACUGACUCUUAUUUUCAAGCGACUUGGUGGGUCCGAUUUUGGGGCAUCUUUUUACUUGGUGCUUUCUUCUCUGGACUCUGUCGGGUCAAGUCGCACUUAA
This is a messenger RNA of Protopolystoma xenopodis, 264 nucleotides long. Lineage: Eukaryota; Metazoa; Platyhelminthes; Monogenea; Polystomatidea; Polystomatidae. The record is from the annotation of a GenBank genome assembly.